Molecule: messenger RNA, 1119 nt
Organism: Micromonas commoda
Lineage: Eukaryota; Viridiplantae; Chlorophyta; Mamiellophyceae; Mamiellales; Mamiellaceae
Exons: 1
Coding region: 1-1119 (372 amino acids)
Source: RefSeq, a predicted model, not a curated record
AUGAGCGCGUUGACCCGGCUGUUCGCGAGCGCGGCUGCCAGGCUGGGCGGCGCCGGGCGCCUGCGCCCUUGCGCCCGGCCGUUCGACGCGCGAUGGCGCAGGUCGUUCUCCGCGACCGACGGCGGCGACGGCGAGGACGAUGACGCCGACGCAACGAAGGGCGCCCACCCGGGCGAGGGGGAGGAUCAGGCGGAGGACGCGUCCGUGGAGGCGUCCCACGAGGGCGCCGGUGGCGCGGGCGACGACGAUGGCGACGGAGCGACGCGCGAGGAGGUCGCCUUCAGGACCGAGGACGUCAAGGGCACCGCGGAGGACGGCGAGGAGAUAGAACUCGUCGCCGUCGUACCCGACGAUCCGAACUCGUACGACGAACAGGAGAAGAAGGGAUGGCUCUACGACCUCACCGAGCAGGGGCACACGCUCCGAUGGAACCCUAACAUUCGCAACGCGCACCUCAGCGAUCGCGCCAAGACGCAGAUGUACGUCAUGCACCGGAAAGAUCCCAAGACCUGGGACGUGCCCGCGCUGGCGGAGCGGUACAGGAUCCGGCAGCAGCGGGUGAUGGCCAUACUGGCGCUGAAGCAGAUUCAGCACGACACGGUCAAGGCGGGGAAGUCCACGUAUCCCCACCUCGAGGCGGCGUUUGAGCAGAUCCACGGCUCGGAGCACGUCGGGUCGGGGGAGCGGCACGUGCGCGUGGUGCCGACGCUGCCCAACUUUGCGGUCGUACCCGCGGGCACCCCCGAGCACGAGCUGCGCGAGAUCCUCCCCAAGUACCUGACCGACGACGAGCGCGCGGCGAACGAGGAGAAGGAGCUGGUGAGGCAGUUCAGGGCUAACCUUGAGUACAACACGGGCGCGGCGGCGCCAGGGCUGAACCGCAAGGGGCGGCACAAGCACCCCACCGGGCGGCCGAAGGGGGGAUACGGCCUGCUCGUGACGCCCCUCGUCAACGAUAACGGCAAAAAGGCACACGCCCGGGCGAAGAGGGAGGGGCGAAGCUUAAAGCCGCCCAAGCCGUACGUCGCCUACGCCGACGGGACCAAGCGGGACCUCAACGAGGACGAGGAGGUGAUGAUGCGGCGACGAAAGGUGAUGCCCUUCAGGCGGCUGCAGUGA